AUGUCACCAGGUGUUGAACUUCAGCCACUCAACAAGUCGCAAAAUGUCGAAGCUGCUAAAAUUGAAGAAACUGCUCCAGAAGACAAUCGUAACCUGGUUUUCUCGAUCAUCUGUCUCCACGGAAUCGGAGUUCUGAUGCCUUGGAACAUGCUGAUAACUAUUUCUUACGAUUAUUUCGAAUCCUACAAAAUGCUCGCCAACUCAACUAUCAAUUUGGAAACCGGAGCCGUGACUGGGGAUCCAACAGUCUACUCAUCUAACUUCCAGAGCUUCCAAACUAUCGCCUCCCAAGUUCCGAACCUUCUUCUCAACCUCCUGAAUAUCUUCAUUGUUGUCAAAGGCGGUCUCACUGGCCGUAUCACCGUUGGUCUGUCUAUUGUGGCUGUCUGUGUUAUCACCACUAUGGCUUUCAUUUAUGUGGAGACGCAAACUUGGCUCACCAGCUUUUUCGUCCUCACAAUUGCCACCAUUAUCAUCCUAAACGGAGCCAAUGGAGUCUACCAAAACAGUAUCUUCGGUCUCGCAUCGGAACUUCCCUUCAAGUAUACCAACGCCGUUAUCAUUGGAAAUAAUUUGUGCGGAACGUUUGUCACCCUUCUCAGCAUGUCCACCAAAGCAAUGACUCGCAAUAUUCUGGACCGCGCAUUCGCCUACUUUUCGAUCGCCCUGAUCACCUUGAUCUUCUGCUUCAUCUCUUUCCUGGUACUCCAGAAACAAAGAUUCUACCAAUUCUACAGUAAUCGCGCCGAGACACAGCGAGCAAAACAUGAGGAAUCCGCUGGAAAUCAAGGAAAACUGACCACCUACAUUGCGACGUUCAAAGAAGCAUUUCCAAUGCUGAUCAAUGUAUUUUUGGUGUUUUUCGUCACUCUUUCCAUUUUUCCAGGAGUCAUGAUGUAUGUGAAGGAUGAGAAGAAUGGAGGAACUUACGAUUUUCCAUUGCCACAGAACUAUUUCAUGGAUGUCACCACUUUUCUUCAAUUCAAUGUUUUUGCCUUUAUCGGAUCGAUAGUGGCUGGGAGAAAACAAUGGCCGUCCCCUAACAAACUCUGGAUUCCCGUCUACCUUCGUCUCCUCUACAUUCCAUUCUUCGCAUUCUGCAACUAUCUUCCGGAGACUCGUACCUGGCCAGUGUUCUUCGAAUCCACGUGGAUUUUCGUCAUCGUUGCCGCCUCGAUGAGCUUCGGAAGCGGAUAUUUCUCCGGACUCGCAAUGAUGUACACCUCGAAGAGUGUGGACCCAAUGAGAGCUCAAGUCGCUGGAAUGAUGGCUGGAUUCUUUUUGAUUUCUGGAAUUGUGUCAGGACUCAUUUUUACAAUGGUCAUCAAAGCUUUCGUCACUGCAUAG
Messenger RNA from Caenorhabditis briggsae, 1347 nucleotides. The record is from RefSeq and is a predicted model, not a curated record. NCBI's taxonomy places the organism in Eukaryota, Metazoa, Nematoda, Chromadorea, Rhabditida, Rhabditidae. Gene Ontology annotation, biological process: nucleoside transmembrane transport. The transcript has 6 exons. Gene Ontology annotation, cellular component: plasma membrane. Gene Ontology annotation, molecular function: nucleoside transmembrane transporter activity. Bases 1 to 1347 code for a protein of 448 amino acids.